Messenger RNA from Notodromas monacha, 845 nucleotides. The record is from the annotation of a GenBank genome assembly. NCBI's taxonomy places the organism in Eukaryota, Metazoa, Arthropoda, Ostracoda, Podocopida, Cyprididae.
AGGUUAUUCGAACAAUUCUGCAACAAAAUAAAAUAAAAACAUGGGCCUGAAUUGUGGGACCUUUCUCCGGCGUUUCCUUUACGUUCUCUUGAUUCAAUCCGUGUUGUUUUGCAACGCCGAGGAGCCGUGCAACUCUUCUGAUGAAAAAUAUUGCAAAACUAUUCACAAAUUUAUGACAUCCGGAAUCAUACCUGAUGUUCUGGAAACUACUCCUCCUCGUCCAUUGAACGUUCAAUACGAAGGUGGGGUUCAAGCCACGUUUGGAAACGAGCUGAAGCCUUCGGAAACCGCCAAAGAACCGAAACUUUCGGCAUCAGAGUUGAAUCCCGAGAAGCUGUACACCUUGAUCAUGGUUGAUCCCGAUGCACCAAGUCGUGCUAAUCCGUUGUUCAGAAGCUGGCUUCACUGGCUUGUCAUCAACAUUCCUGGACAACAAAUCAGCAAGGGACAAGUCAUCUUUCCUUAUGCAGGACCUGCGCCUCCGAAGGGUACUGGUCAGCAUCGAUAUUAUGAACUUAUGUUUGAGCAACAAAAACACGUCGACCUGCAGACUGCGAUCAACUCGCGAUCGUCGUUCAACACCCGCGCAUUUAUUAAAGCGCACGGACUUGGCAAUGUCUUCGCAGGAAACUUCUUUUUGGCUCAAAACGAAGGCUAAUCUUUCUGAGGUGGACGACUGCAUCACUUAAUAUUUGACGAAAACGCGAAUUCCGAUUCUGAAUUUCUUUGGAUAGUCGGUCAUGUAUAAGAGGAAUAGCAUUUCCAUAUUUUUCUCAUGUUUUCUUCGACUCGUCUUCUUUGUUGGAAAAUAAUCAAGCAGCUUCUUUACCAAACUGUAUACCUGG